CAAAGGCGCCUCAGCGGGACCUGGGGAGCAGCGGGACCCCCACCCCCAGCGGCACGGCGGGCCCGGGGUCUCCACAGGCAGGCCCGACAGAGGGACGACAGUACACACAGGGCCCUGGCGCUCAGGCUCGGGUGCGUGGCAGUGCCGCGGGCGUCACCGGCGAGGAGGAAGCGGGCGUCACCAGCGAGGCCGCACAUGGCCGGCGGCGCUCAAGCGGAGGGGCGGCCCGGGGCGCGGUACCUGCGGUCGGGCGGCGGGCUGCUGCUCCUGCGAGCCUCCUUUGGCCGGCCGGGACCCCACCGUACCCUCGCCCUCGUCCGCCUCGCUCCCGACUCCUUUCCCUCUCUUUCCCCCUUUUUGCCCCUUCCUCGGCCGUGGCUCCAAGAUGGCGGCGCCGAGACAGAUCACGUGAGCGGCGAGCGGGUCAGCUCCUGUGACGUUCACAGAAUCACCUUGCAGGGAUUGCCUUGUGAUCAAGCGCUUGGUAGCAAGAAGCCUCCAAAACAGAGCUGCGGCACUGGGAGAUUCUGACGGGAUCCCACAGGGAGAAGCACAAUUAAGAAUCUCGUGCAACAGAGCAUCCCUUUGUCCUUGUGAUUAGCGCAAGUGAGGCCAUUCACCCUGGGCAGAAUAGUGCUGAUGCAGGUUCUCUGGAGUUUGGCUUUUUAUGUGCAUAGAACCAUAUUUGCAGAUU
Messenger RNA from Mus caroli (Ryukyu mouse), 694 nucleotides. NCBI's taxonomy places the organism in Eukaryota, Metazoa, Chordata, Mammalia, Rodentia, Muridae. The record is from RefSeq and is a predicted model, not a curated record.